Messenger RNA from Mugil cephalus (flathead mullet), 1782 nucleotides. It is a transcript of the gene tnfaip1, whose product is annotated as tumor necrosis factor, alpha-induced protein 1 (endothelial). Gene Ontology annotation, molecular function: protein binding; ubiquitin-protein transferase activity. NCBI's taxonomy places the organism in Eukaryota, Metazoa, Chordata, Actinopteri, Mugiliformes, Mugilidae. The record is from RefSeq and is a predicted model, not a curated record. Gene Ontology annotation, biological process: negative regulation of Rho protein signal transduction; protein ubiquitination; proteasome-mediated ubiquitin-dependent protein catabolic process. The transcript is spliced from 7 exons. Gene Ontology annotation, cellular component: Cul3-RING ubiquitin ligase complex. Bases 288 to 1268 code for a protein of 326 amino acids.
UUCCGCCCUAAACUGAUCGAAAGAAGAAGACGGUGGACGGAGUUGAACUUUUUCAUACUUUUUUACAACAACCUAAAGCCAGAUCCUACAGUCAAAGACUGUCUCUCGGCGAUAUAGGAAAAGUUACUUGUUGUCGUUCGGCUACUUGACAACACGUAAAGAUCGUACGGGGAGGACGGAAUGAUCUGGAACAGUGAGAGGUUGUGGCGGCCUCAUCAGUAGCCGUCACCACGGCGGGGGACCUUCGGACCACCGUCUGCAGGGUGGUCAUCUACCUCCGAAGGGACAUGUCCGGGGACAGCUGCCUAACCCAGCAUCACGCCACCACAGACUCCACCCCUCUAGCUCCUCCUCUGGCUUGUCCCAAGACCAAGACCUGCAGCUACCGGGGGGCAGUGGGACUGGCCAACAAGUAUGUCCGGCUCAACGUCGGCGGGACGCUGUUUUACAGCACGCUGCAGGUGCUGACCAGACAGGACUCCUUGCUGAAAGCCAUGUUCAGCGGAAAGAAGGAAGUGUUCACUGAUAAAGAAGGUUGGAUCUUAAUUGACCGCAGUGGGAAACACUUUGGCAGCAUCCUCUGCUACCUGCGCGAUGGCACGGUCACCGUACCCAAAGGCCGUCAGGCUGUGCAGGAGCUGCUGGCUGAAGCAAAGUAUUACCUCAUCCCGGGCCUAGUGGAGCUUUGUCAAAACACGCUGCAGGGCAAUAAAGAGCAACCACUGUGUGUUAUACCUGUGGUCACGUCCUGUAAAGAAGAGGAGAGGCUCAUCCAGUCCUCCAGCAAGCCUGUAGUGAAGCUGGUGUACAACAGAAGCAACAACAAGUACUCCUACACCAGCAACUCGGACGACAACCUGUUGAAGAACAUAGAGCUGUUCGACAGGCUCUCCCUCAGCUUCAACGGCCGCGUCCUCUUCAUCAAAGACGUGAUUGGAGACGAGAUCUGCUGCUGGUCCUUUUACGGACAGGGUCGCAGGCUGGCUGAGGUGUGCUGCACGUCCAUCGUCUACGCCACGGAGAAGAAGCAGACCAAGGUGGAGUUUCCCGAGGCGCGCAUCUACGAGGAGACCCUGAACACCCUGCUUUACGAGACAAUGCCACUGCCCGACAACUACCUGCUGGAGGCAACGCGCCGGAGCUACAGCAACUGUGGCUCUCACAGCGAGGAGGAGGACGGUCCCGGGGGAGCCGAGCUGCGCGAGAGAGUCCGGCGAAUCCACGUCAAGAGGUACAGCACGUACGACGACCGGCCACUGGGCCACUGAGACUGAAUCCGCACCACGACAGCAACAAAAAAAAAAAAAAAGACGCCGGACAAAUUUCAGCAUUUUCUUUAAUGUGAAAUAUUUACACAUGAAAUCUGAUGAUGCUCAUAUGUUUUUUUUUUCUUUUGAAUCUUGUAUCACAGUCCUAAAGAGAUCUGAUUUUUUUCCCUCAAUGUACACGCACACAUGUGACUUAUUAUUCUAGACCGUUGCUGCUCUGUCCAUCAUAAUUUAUGCUUUAUUACCAGACGACCGACAGCAACUACUCUAAGUAGUGGGAGGGGGGGGGGUCACUAAUGUGCACUAUUUCUUAGAAGAAAUAUUGUAACGAUCAUAGCACUUAGACUCUGCAUCAGCAGAGAGCAUGUCUUGUAUUUUGAGAUUGUGUAAUUCAUAGAUGCAUUUACAGCCUGUUGUUUGCCAAAGGAGGUUUUACCAGAAUUAGUGUGACUUUCAUAUGUUUUGAUGCAGUUCACCACAAUGCCUCCUGUGUAGAUAAAGGUUUGUUAUUCUA